AUGGAUCUCCUUCUCCGCCGCCACGAGGGUCACCACGAGGUGACGACGGAUCGGUACUGGGCUUUUGGGUACUACUUUGAAUCUCUCGACGACAAGCAGAAGCACCAGCGCCGCGAGUAUCUGGACUGGUAUGGCUUUGUUGCACAGUGGUCGGUGCUGGUCAUUUUUGCGCUAUUCCAGCUGGGCUUUGCCAUUUCAUGGGUCAUCAGAAGUGGCUUGAAAUAUGAUCAGCCUAAAUCUCCUUCCUUUGCAAAAAGCACAAAUGAUAGGUUGGGCUGGUUGAGAAAGGUGCAUGGCGGGUGCAAUAGGAUCAUGUGGUGGAUGCGAAAAGAUGCCAUUAGGGGUUGGGCCUGGGGAACAAGAGGAGAGUGGAUCGGUGCGGCUGCGUGGACAAUAUGGCUGCUCUACCUCUCAGUUGCACACACUGGAAAAGAUUAUCUUCAUCUGACGAAGCGAUUUGGGCAAAUUGGCGCAUCACAACUACCAAUUCACUACCUGCUGGCCAUGCGAGCACCAUACAGCCCGGUGCAAUUUCUGACGCGACUCUCACAUGAGCAGAUUAAGAACUUCCACCAAAUUCUAGGACGCAUCGUAUUCCUUCUGUUCCUGCUGCACACGGCAUUCUACCUCAACUUUUUCGUUUUGUCUGGCUUCAUUGCAAAGCGAAUCAAGGACUGGGACGUGAUCUGGGGCCUCAUCAGCAUCAUCCUUUUUUCCAUCAUCAGCACCACUGCCCUUGGGUUUGUGCGGAAGAGAAACUACCGCGUCUUCUACAUUUCACACAUUGCCAUUGCAAACUUGAUUAUUGUGCCGCUAUUCCUUCACGUAUCGCAUCUCCGCGUAUACGUGUAUGAGAUUAUUGCAGUAGAGGCUCUACAUCUCAUCUUCCGCGCUUUGCGUCUCAAGACGUACCAAGGCACCAUCAAGCUUCUUCCCGGUACCAACCUGGUUCAAGUUCGCAUUCCAUUACCAUCGGACAGCAAAGCUCUAACCUGGAAACCUGGACAGCAUGUGUUCCUCAGCAAACCCGGGAAUCAAGGCAAGACUCCCAAAUGGUACGAUCAAAUGCUCGCUGUUAACAAGACAAACCCAUUCACGAUUGCAUCCCUCCCGUCUAAAGACAAGGAAUUGCUACUGAUUGCGAGAACGCUCAACGGGAACACAAAGUACCUUGCGGAGCUUGCGCGAUCUCUGGCACAGGGGGGCAGCAGCGUACCCAUGCUGCCCACAGCAGGCGGCGACAUUCCAAUAUUGCCACUGACUCUUGAGGGGCCUUAUGGCGGAUCGACCCGGCUGCCAGACCUGUCAGAUUAUGACAAAGUGCUUUUGGUAGCUGGUGGCGUGGGAGCAACUUUUGUUAUGCCAAUCUAUCGGAGCAUUCGCGAGCUUCACAGCCUCACGCCGACAAGCACGCAGAUCCGAUUCAUAUGGGCAGUGCAGAAGCUUGUCGAGACACAGUGGGCAUUCCCUGCAAACUCGCAAUCUGGGGAUAAGCAGAUGGACGAUGACAAUGACGAUGAGGGCGGUGCAGGGAUGCAAGCGAACGGAAAUGGGCUGCUGCACGGACCGAGCAACGUGGAGGUUUAUGUGACACGGCCGUCGGGACCAAAUCUGCAAGUCAAUGCGAAUGCGUCUGGUGGUGCAUUUGCCGUUGAUUCGGAUGACGAAGAUGGCGAGGCGAUUGAAAUGCAGGAGAAUGAGCAGCUGCUGAGCAUGGAGGAGCAGAUGGAAAAGCCACGCAAGGGUAUGGCGAUCAAGAGUGGGAGGCCCGAUCUCAGGGGAAUUGUAGACGAGGUGUUCAGCAAGGGGGUGCGGACUGCUGUGAUUUGCUGUGGCCCCAAGCGGAUGACAGACGAUCUAAGGAGCAAUGUCGAGGUAUGGGUGAAGAAGGGCCACGAUGUGUUUUGGUACGAUGAAACGUUUGGCUGGUAG
Molecule: messenger RNA, 1932 nt
Organism: Bipolaris victoriae FI3
Lineage: Eukaryota; Fungi; Ascomycota; Dothideomycetes; Pleosporales; Pleosporaceae
Exons: 2
Coding region: 1-1932 (643 amino acids)
Biological process (GO): iron ion transport; copper ion import; intracellular iron ion homeostasis
Cellular component (GO): plasma membrane
Molecular function (GO): ferric-chelate reductase activity
Source: RefSeq, a predicted model, not a curated record